Messenger RNA from Lycium barbarum (goji berry), 366 nucleotides. RefSeq lists its product as uncharacterized. Lineage: Eukaryota; Viridiplantae; Streptophyta; Magnoliopsida; Solanales; Solanaceae. The record is from RefSeq and is a predicted model, not a curated record. The transcript has 2 exons. Bases 1 to 366 code for a protein of 121 amino acids.
AUGUCGGGUUUUUCAAAAUAUUUGAAGGAGUUGUUGACAAAGAAGAGACCGAUCAAGCAUGACUCUGUGAGUCUGACUCAUCGUGUUAGCUCUAUCAUAUCUACAACCAGUGUUCAGAAGAAAGAGGAUCCAGGGGCCUUUACUAUUCCAUGUUUUGUUGGUCACCAUGAUUUUGCUUGUGCUUUAUGUGAUAAUGGGGCAAGCAUUAACCUCAUGCCACUUGUUAUCCAUAAGAAAUUGAGGUUGGGAAUGUCUAGACCUACCACUAUGCGACUACAGAUGGCUGAUAGAUCUAUAAAGAGAACAGUUGGGGUUGUUGAUGAUGUGCUUGUUCGGAACUUUUCGAAAUAUCAGCAGCCUGCUUAA